Molecule: messenger RNA, 6240 nt
Organism: Larimichthys crocea (large yellow croaker)
Lineage: Eukaryota; Metazoa; Chordata; Actinopteri; Sciaenidae
Gene: shoc1
Product: shortage in chiasmata 1
Exons: 26
Coding region: 313-4476 (1387 amino acids)
Biological process (GO): resolution of meiotic recombination intermediates
Cellular component (GO): condensed nuclear chromosome
Molecular function (GO): single-stranded DNA binding; ATP hydrolysis activity
Source: RefSeq, a predicted model, not a curated record
AUAUUUUGUUAAACAACAGCUCGCAGUGAACAAUAAGGAACUUUUUUCUGUCUCGUUUUCAUACACUGUAAAUAUGAAAUCUGGCAUUUGACUUCGAAGUUCGUGUACAUAACAUUUGAUCCACACGUAGCUCGACAAAAAGACCGAAAUAAAACCCAUUUAUUAUACCACCACCAGCCUGAACGUAUUGACGAACUUGCUGGCACUGCCAGCACCUUACUUCACUGAUACCAGUGACCUGUACCUCCACAGUGGCAAGCUGCCUGAAGAAACCUACAGGACGCCGUGGGUCAGAGAUUUGAUGUGAGUGAGAUGAAGGGAGAUGGGGAGGUGAUACCGAGCUCUAAUCCUGACUCACUGCAAGAUCUAGACCUGGAUGAGCAUGUUUGCCCGUUCAAUGAUGAUCCGUGUCAGGAAUCAUUUUUCAAGUGGACGCGUGACCAGAUGACGUCUGGAAAUAGGAACAAAGAUCUCCUCUUGCCAGAAGAGCUCAUAGUUAUUGACUACCUGCCACAAUUUAGGAGACAUUUACCCACACUGAAAGCCAAACUGUCCAGGCUUAGGACCCUUCCUGUGGCCGACCCUCUGCUAAGCUCAAUGGGGGAUACCAUCUCUGAGGACACCGUAUUCAGGCAUUGUGCAUUUUAUCAGAAACCUCCUGAAGUGAACACCAGUGACAUUCAGACGGGUGCAAACAUCGAUGAAGAGUUUGGUAAAGAGUCACUGGUGAAGGAAGAGUCUCUGCUGUUGCCAGUCGUAGUGGACACUGUGAAGCUAAGCCGCGAAAACUGCUCUGCUUUUUUGAGCAUUCGCAGUCGUAUGAAUGUUGCUCCUGAACAUCUGGAUGAGCAACCUUCAGUUCUGGAUGUGCUUCAUAGAGUUUCACAUGCAGAUAAACUUGUCUCGGUGGACAUUUCCCAGUAUGAAAUACCAGAGGAGCCCAACAAGAUGAACGGAGGCCUGAUAGAGUCAGAGUUGGCAGGACGUAUGAUGCUUCCAACCGAAUUGGAGCUGGACGUGACUUUGACGUCGACUCCCAAAACCAGGCAAACCCAAAUCUGUCUGUCCACGUGUGGACUGCAGAAGGAAGAGCUGUCACCGCUCCGCAGACGAUCUUUGGUGUCAGUGAGAGCUCGGAGAAAGAUGGAGGCAGCACUUUGGAAGGCAGAGAAGCAUACAGCCUUUGUGGUGCACUUCCUGUUGGCAGUGCCUCAAAUAUGUGAACCAGCCGUCAGCUUCCAGCCUCUGUCUGAAGCCUUGAAAGUCAUGAAGUUAGAGAAACAGAGCUUUGUCGGUGUUGGUGACGAGCUGCAGGUGAAUUUGUGCAGCAACUGUAUGUUCACAGAGAACAUGAGGUCUGAGCUUCACUCCACUAAGCAGGAAGACAUGGAAGAGUUCAAAAAACUGUCACUUGAACAUGAGGAGCUCGCAGUAGGAUCCAUCCUGAUGAAUCCCACGAACAAAACUGAGUUGCCUCACUCGAAAUCUGAAACUGCUGCGUGUCAUGCUGAAGCUACUACAGACGAAACCUUUCUUCGAAGAGAAACAGUUGCUGAAACGUGCAAGAACACCUUCCUGAUGCACUCUGUCAACACGGACAAUAAGGACGUAAAAUCUGCAAAACCUGCUGCUGCCACCAGAGAUGAAGUUUUAGAUGAGACAUUUUCAGAAAUUGAAGCCGUGUUGUCUGCUCAUAAGAUCGACACAGGUAGAGAUGACUGUAAGACAGAGCAGAGUGCCCACACUCUCGGACUGGCUGUGUCCUCUAGACUGAAUAUCAGGGACAAUCACAGUCAGCUGCUUACGAGACGUCCACCAGAGGAGGACCCAGACCCUCUGUCCAUCUUCAUGAUACUAAGAUCUCAGCAGAGGGCUCCAACACUUGCGACCUUAUCCAACACUGAGCCAGCACCACAGGUGGACCAUCGAACACCUGAGCUGCAGCCUCCUCCGGAGCAGAUGCAAAGUUUAGACAGGACGCCAACGUAUACGAGUGGUGCUGUGUCAGGAAAUGUUACCAGAGAGCAGAAAGCAGCUUUUCAGUCAGCAGUUCAACUCACCAGUCAUCAGGACAGUCAGUCAGUGCCUCUGAACAAACAGGACAGCAGAGUAAUACGAGUCCAAGCUACUGACAGCCAGCAGCGUGCUUACUGUGAGCUGCUGGCCUUCGCUCAGCCACAUUUGAGCUCUGCCAGACAGCUUGGGCUCAACUUCUUGGUCUGGGGGGACUUGAGCUCUCUAGCCCCAGACCAAACGCACUUCCUCCUCAAGCAGCAGGAGAAGGCACUCUGCAGGACACAUGCACAGAGCGCAAAGCUGGUCAAAGAUCAGCAACUGCUUUUCAACCAGACGGCUUUGAUUCAUGUGCUGGUGACAUUCAAAGAGCUGCUGCUGAAGUGCGACCUCAGUACUGCAUUGGCGUACCUGACCCAGGCAGCUACGGUGUGUGCAGAGCAGAAUCUGGAGCAGCUGGUGAAGAGGCUGCAGCUCAUCCUCUACCUCGGUAACAAAAACCAGGAGUCGAACUUCAAACUGCUGGAGCUGCAGCAGCUGCUGGCUGCAUGGCUGCACAGCAAGAAAGGAAAGAACACCACAGAGAAAAUUCUCGUCAUAAUAUCAGCUGACUGUGACAAAAACAGAUCUAUGAUCAUCAAAAGUUUGAGCCAGGUGACCGAUGCUGCUGUAACUGCAGUUUGCCCUGAGGAGAACAAGACAAAGUUGAAUGGUGCCAGAGUCGUCAGCAGCAUGCGCAGCAGUGUGUGUGUGGUGGUGUGUGAGCAGCAUGUAGGCCCGGACUUCCCCUGGAACAGUUUCUCUCUGGUGGUAGAGUACGACCAUCCAGGCCAGUCACCAUGGGCCACAGUCUGCAGAGAGAGGAGCAUCAGUCACCUCACCUUCGACACAAUCAUCUCUGACACUGAGAGGGAAACAGUCUCAUGGUGCUUGGAGGACAAUGUGCCGUAUGUGUUGUUUGUGACGGAGGGGCUUCUCAAGUAUCCACGGCUGGUACAGACACUGGAGUCAGGGUAUAACAUAACUCUGCUGGAGAGGAGUCACUGCCCGUCCUUGCAGAAGGUCGGAGGAACCCAUCACUACUCUGUGAUCACAGUGGAUGAAAGCACCGCUGUUAUCAUUCAGGAAGAGGACGAACUGUGUCAGGGGCGAGCCAGUGAGGUAGUAGCGAUGAGGCUGACUGCUCUCUCUCUGCAAUACAGCUCUUGUUGGCUCAUCCUGCACUGCCCAGACACCCAGGGAGGAGGAUUUUCCAGCGAAGCCUUCAGUCAUUUGGCGCUGGUUUAUUCGUCUCUGGUGCUGUUCCGCAUGAAGUCAGAGGAUCUAAACGUGAAGGUGCUGAUUGUGUCUGAGCUGAUGGAAAUAGCCAAGUGGAUCAGACAGAUCUGCUUCCGCAGCCUGAUGGCUAAUGACAGGGACGCUCUCGACUACCUGGACAGAGACUGGCUGAGUGUGUCUCCCUCAGAGGAGGAAAAGUGUCUGUUGCAGUUCCCAUGUAUCAACCCUCUGGUUAGUCAGCUAAUGCUAAGGAGGGCACCAUCCUUCCGGUGGCUCUUAGGGGUCUCUCUAUCUCAGCUGAAGGAACUGCUGCCUGAGGUGCCACAGAAAGUCCUUGAGAUGUUCAGCGACACCACCUCCCUGUACCCUCAGACCACAGACCCAAACCAGCCAGAGAAUCAGACAGCCAUCACUGAGGCAAACCAACAAGCCAGCCCACCAAACAGCCUAUGGUCCACCACUUCUGCCCUCAAGCACAUGAGCUCUGAACCACAACUAGAACCCCCUUUCAACCCCCAUCAACUAUUCUGUAGUGACCACAACACCAGCUUUCUGUUUAGAGCUAAUCGCACCGUUUGUGAUCCAGACGCGAUGGUGCAGGAUGCCAACAAAGAUUUCACGCUCGACCUGAGUUCUUUCUUUGGCAGCCAAGAUCUUCACCUCCAGAAGAGCAGGGACAACAGUGAUCCAUGGAAAGGGGAUGACAGAGGCAGAGAGGGGGUGAUGUUCUCGGGGUGGAGAGGCAGAUCUGGAGUAACGGGAGGUGUUAUUGAGAGAGGAAAUGAUGAGUGCAUACAGAGGGCCCCAGUUAAGCUUGACAGUCUGUUCAAGCUGGACUCUAUAUUCAGUUACAGCCCCAUCCGGCAGCAGCCAGAGUACAUGUCCACUUACUCUGCAGUCCACAGUGACCUCAUGCAUCACCGCAUUUCCUACUGUGGGAGCCCUCAGAUGGAGGUCAUGCUGUCAGGUCGCAGCCAAAGCAGCAACCACUGCCUCACCAACAGUGUAGAGACGACAGUUUCAGCUAACUAUGGCUCCAAAUGCUGGAUAGGAAAAGAGAGGAAGAGGAGUGGCGAGGAUGCAGGUUUGGUUGGAACAGUGUUGACACCACUGAAGAAAGGGAGGUUAAGCUACGAGAAGGUGCCCGGCAGAAGUGAUGGACAGACGAGGCUUAAAUUAUUUUAGGCUUUGUUGCCUGUUUGGCAGUUAUUAAUUUAAAAAUUCAAGUUUAGCUUCAGAGUUUGUAUUCAAAUUAACUAACUUACGCUUUGAGAUGAUUUGAUUGCAAAAAGUUUACAUUACAAGCUGAGUUUGCUGUUUUUUAUUCUAUAUUUAUGAAUAAUUUUGUCUGUUUAAAACAGCUGGUUGCUGGUGGGAAAAGCAGGUACUUGAAUUAAAGUAAAGCACAAUUGUUGCUAAACAAUUAAUAUGAAUUUUAUCCAGUCAAAUAUUUUAAUAAAAGUCUCAUUUUACUAAUAUUUGAAAAUAUUUUGUGGGUGUUUAUUAUUGUUUGACUUGUUUUUCAUUAAAUCAAACAAUGAACAUCUUGCACCCUGUAACUCCUGUUAUUUAUAACUGGUAAGUUGUAAAUAGGCCUUCAUUGAAGUUGUAAUUGUUGAAAACAUAAAUAAAAUACACUUAAGAAACCUUUUAUGUGCUUACAACUACAUUAUAAUGUUUACAUAAUUUUAUUCUAAGUAAUAAGAGGGGGUGUUUCUAAUUUCUUUUUAGAAAAUAACAUCAAGAUUACAACUGUGUGCACAUUUUAUUUUUGUUUUGUGUUUUCCCCAUACUGGGCAUGCUCAGUAGUGAAAAACAAAUUGUGAUUUAUGGUUGGAGGAGUGGGAUCGGGGGUCUUUCCCAGCUAAACUGAUAAAGCUUCUCAUUUUAACAGCUCCAAUGGUGGGGCUAUUUUUUUUUUCUUUUCUUUUUUUCAUUUAGUGAAGCAAUCCCCUUAUCAUCGUCUCUCAGCAUGUGGAGAGAGUGCUUAUCUUCACGAGCCAGCAGAGUGAAGCCAGCUCCCUUAGGAAUGAUCCCCAGACAAAGACGACCCCUGGGGACAUCGACUCCAAGCCUCCCUGCCUCUGGACAGCCAUAUCCAGCACUGGCUAGCCACCAUCAAUAACCUGCCAGUUUUUUUUAAACAUCUCUCUCUUUCUCUGUCUGUCUCUCUGGCCUCUGCGUUCUAACAAGCAGUGGACAAACAAAGAGACAGACUAAAUGGUUUGUUUUUUAAUGGCGUAGGAACAAAAGCUGUGGUGGUAGGAUGGUCGAAGGAGUCCCCACACGAAGGCUAGGUAAAUAGCAGCGUAAUGGUGCAGUAAUUGCUCCUGACUAUACUUUAGCCCUAGACUGAAUGGGAGGGUAGAUAUAUUGUGGGAAUUAACAGGCUGUUUAAACCGAAGCCACCCUUUUACAUUUUGCUCUGACUGCAGCUGUAAAGGUCACACAGCUUUUAUCUUUAAUCACAGGCAGCAGUUAACUCUGUCACCUGUGUUUCCUCUCCUCUGUAAAUAAGCAGAAAGAGAGGGCCCUGUGAUCCACUGCAUUUCUUUAUCAUUAGAUCUGCCGAUGAAUCUUACAUUAACUCGUUUUGAGGAAUUGACGAUGGGGCUUGCAAGCAGGAGAGCAACUGACACCAUAUUUACUUUAUUAAACUGGGUGCCAACUUUUACUAAUUUUAGAAAAAAUGCAUGGAUUCAUUAAGGGAAACUCAGACAUGUUUCCACUCUUUUGAUCCACCUGCAUACAAAACGAGUUCACAUUAUGUAGUUCAAAUUCUUGAAACUUUGUUUAACCAAAUAACUGUACUUCCUUUUCCCACACAAGAUGGAACAGUCUCAUACAAUUUAUACUUCAUCAUGUCAAAGUGAAAAUACACAACAUAUAUCCUAACAUGUAACUGGUGUGUGACAAAUGCUAUUCUUCAGAUGCAUCUAUCUGUACCUU